Hibiscus syriacus is the source of this 1552-nucleotide messenger RNA. Its product is annotated as CBL-interacting serine/threonine-protein kinase 7-like. Gene Ontology annotation, molecular function: ATP binding; protein kinase activity. The record is from RefSeq and is a predicted model, not a curated record. Bases 56 to 1432 code for a protein of 458 amino acids. The transcript has a single exon. Gene Ontology annotation, biological process: signal transduction; protein phosphorylation. NCBI's taxonomy places the organism in Eukaryota, Viridiplantae, Streptophyta, Magnoliopsida, Malvales, Malvaceae.
UGGCACUCUCCCUUUUGGUCUCAAACUCUCUUUUAGCGCGUCACCUCUAGUGACCAUGCCAUCAGGGCCUCCUCCGCCCCUUCCCCCACCACCACCAACACCACCAACACCGUCACAGCAUGAUCCAGCACCACCAUCACUUCCAUCGCCACCGCCGAUAAGAAUCACCCGAACCAAAACACCCACCGGCGGCAUACUCUUGGGCAAGUAUCAAUUGGGUCGUUUGUUGGGACAUGGUAGCUUUGCCAAGGUUCACGAGGCGACUUUACUCGACGACAGCACCAACGUCGUGGCGAUCAAGAUUAUAGACAAGACGAAAACGGUUGAUGCUGCCAUGGAACCGAGGAUCAUCAGUGAAGUUUCCGCCAUGCGCCGCCUCCAACAUCACCCGAACAUCCUUAAGAUCCACGAAGUCAUGGCCACGAAGACAAAGAUCUAUCUCGUCAUGGAAUUCGCCUCCGGUGGUGAACUUUUCGCCAAAGUUUUACGCCGUGGCCGAUUGACUGAAACCACCGCUCGGAGGUACUUUACCCAACUCGUCUCCGCCCUCCAUUUCUGUCACCAAAACGGCGUCGCCCACCGUGAUGUAAAGCCGCAAAACCUCUUGUUAGACCAAAACGGAAAUCUUAAAGUUUCAGACUUCGGCCUCUCGGCUCUACCGGAGCAGCUAAACAACGGACUUUUACAUACAGCUUGCGGAACACCGGCUUACGCGGCUCCCGAGGUUGUUCGGAUGAAAGGAUACGAUGGUUCCAAGGCCGAUGCUUGGUCUUGUGGAGUGAUUUUGUUCGUUUUAUUGGCCGGUAAAUUACCCUUUGAUGACAGUAAUUUAGUGGGGAUGUACAAAAAGAUUCAUCGUAGGGAAUUCGAGUUUCCAUCUUGGAUAUCAAAGCCUGUGAAAACCAUCAUACGGCAGCUUUUAGAUCCGAAUCCUUCCACGAGAAUGAGCUUGGUGAAGUUAAUGGAAACACCAUGGCUUAAGCGAUCUGUAACUGCGUAUACAUCAUCGAACAAGGAACAUGACAGUUUGUUACAGGGCAGGAAGUUGAAACAUGAGAUGGUUUGUAACGGGGUUAAUGCUUUUGACAUAAUAUCAUUGUCUUCGGGGUUGGAUUUGUCUGGUCUUUUUGAAGAGGUGAAUAGGAAGGAGAAGAGGUAUAGGGCAUCAAUGGAGUUGGAAGGAGUGGUGGAGAGGGUGAAGGAGGCAGGGGAGAAAUUGGGAUACAGAGUUGAGAAAGGGAAGAGAGGGGUGUUGGGGAUGGGGAAAGGGAAGGUGGUGCUGACGGUGGAGAUGGUGGAGAUAGCGGAGUUGUUUGUUUUGGUGGAGUUGAAGGUGGUGGAAGGCACAAUGGAGUUUGAGGAAGGACGGUGGUUGGAUCUAGAAGCCGGUCUUGGAGACUUAUUUGUUGCUUGGGAUAAUCUGGUGGGGUGAUUGGUUUUGUUUCUUUCACUUUAUUCUUUUGGUGAAUUAGACAAGAGUUGUUGAGGGGCUUAUUCUAGUAUUGUUCAAUGUAAAUGAUGGAAUUUAUAGUGAUAUUUAGCAUCUGGAUAC